This is a messenger RNA of Amphimedon queenslandica, 1300 nucleotides long. Its product is annotated as adhesion G-protein coupled receptor G6-like. Gene Ontology annotation, molecular function: G protein-coupled receptor activity. Gene Ontology annotation, biological process: G protein-coupled receptor signaling pathway. The record is from RefSeq and is a predicted model, not a curated record. Gene Ontology annotation, cellular component: membrane. The transcript is spliced from 8 exons. The annotation marks the transcript as partial. NCBI's taxonomy places the organism in Eukaryota, Metazoa, Porifera, Demospongiae, Haplosclerida, Niphatidae.
CAAUCUGGUGAUACAAGUCUAGAUAUAAGUGUACACUGGCCAGAGACUAAUAUUGGAGUGGAAGCAAUAGUUGAUUGUCCAUGUGGUGACAAUGAUACAUCAUCAAGUGGUAGUGAAUUAAAAGCUUUCAGAUACUGUGGAGGGGAUUUUACUAAUGGAGCUCUCUGGACUACAAUUGAUGUAUCACAAUGUAACUUCAGUGAUUUAGCGCGUAAAAUAUGUAACUUACGAAAUCUUCCAGUAGAUGAGAAAGUUCAGCAGCUAGAAGAGCUGACAAGUAAUACACAGGAAUUAAAAUCUACUGAAGUGACUGCAAGUGUUAGUAUUUUAGUGACUGCUACUGAAGACGUCUCUGGAAAUAUAACACUGACAUCAACAUUUUUGGAAGUGGUGGACAACAUUUUAGUAGUCAAUCAGGAGGUUUUAGAAGAAAGUCAGAAAUCAUCAAACACAUCAGCAAAAUUAUUGGAAGCUAUUGAAUCCGUUGCGGAGAAUAUUCCAAUCACUAACUCAUCAGAACCAGUAGUUAUUGCACAAACAUCAUUUGCUGUGUCGAUACAACAGGUUGAUCUUGAUGACUUUGAAGAAAGUGGUCAAAACUUUAGUGUAGUCAUCAACAACACAUCAAAAGGAAACUUAAGCUCUGAAAGUUUAUCUUUUGGAAAGCCAAUUAGCUCACCAACAGCUUCAAUUAGUUUACCAAAAAGUUUAUUCAAUGCUGUCCCACACUUUAUCAAUAAUACUAGAAUCACUAACUUAGUCUUUUUAAGUGAAUCCGUGUUCUUAAGACGAAACUUUAGCUACUUGAAAGUAAGUAGUAUCAUUGUAUCUGCAAGUGUUGUAGGAGCAGGAACUAUUAGAGGAAUCAAACCACCAGUGGAUCUCAGUUUCCAGUUAGAUCCCAACAGCAAUGGUACAAAUCCACAAUGUACAUUCUGGAAUCAAUCAUUUGAUGGUGGAUAUGGUGAUUGGUCAAGUGAAGGUUGUAACACAAGCAGUAAUGAUUCACAAGUUAUGUGCCAGUGUGAUCACUUAACAAGUUUUGCUAUACUACUGGAUGCAUCUCCAAUUAUUGAGCCAACAGAGAGAACAGGGUUGACAUUGUUCUUAGACUCUAUCACAUAUAUUGGGAUUGUAAUAUCUCUUGUUUGUCUCACUAUCACCGUAACAACUUACUUAUCAAGCAAGAAACUACGCACAUCAGAUCAUGGUCAACUUCUCCUUAACUUAUGUUUUGCAUUAAUGGGCCUAUAUAUAUCAUUUAUUGCUGCAUUGCACAGUAGACAUGCUGAAUCCUUCU